Molecule: messenger RNA, 1922 nt
Organism: Sesamum indicum (sesame)
Lineage: Eukaryota; Viridiplantae; Streptophyta; Magnoliopsida; Lamiales; Pedaliaceae
Product: EAP30/Vps36 family protein
Biological process (GO): protein transport to vacuole involved in ubiquitin-dependent protein catabolic process via the multivesicular body sorting pathway
Cellular component (GO): ESCRT II complex; late endosome membrane
Molecular function (GO): ubiquitin binding; phosphatidylinositol-3-phosphate binding
Source: RefSeq, a predicted model, not a curated record
AGCGAGGUAAACAUGGCCUCGAUAUCUAAGUGUUAAUCAGCUGAACAAAAAUUGUAAGUCGUCCUAAACCCUUCUCUUUUCCUCUUCCCGACUUUUUUCAGUAGAAUCCACGAUCACCCGAGUCUCUCCACCAUGGCGGAAGAAUUCCUUCCGGCGGCGGAGCUCACGGCAAGCGGCCGCCCCGUGUUAAAAUCUGGAGAGGUGGAGUGCUCCCUCCUAUCCGCCGUUGACCUUCUAUCAGAGGACAAUCCCACCUUCCCCCACUUCAAAUCCGGCCUUCUCAUCCUCACAACUCACCGCCUCCUCUGGCUCCCACCGGAAACCACCACUCGAACAGAAACUUCUGCUUUUGUCCCUCUGUCAGCAGUCCAACACAUUUUCUCCCCCAUGAAAUCCAUCAAAUCCAUGUUUCACAGUCCCAGGAUAAGGUUCCAGGUUUCUGCAACCCCCGAGGGGAGGGUCGCUGUGAGUGGCGGACCAAAGUCUGUGGUGAUCACGUUGAUAGUUAGAGGGAAAACUGACCCAGAUUCGUUUUUGGGUAAAUUUUGGGACGCAUGGAGAGGAAGGGCCUGGGAGGCAAGCGGGUCGGAGUCAGGCUCGCGUUCGGAGGAUGGUGCUGGAUCAACUUCCGGGUCGUUAGCAUUGCGAGCACCGGUGGUGGGGGUGGCGGGUAUAUUGAGGAAGGAGCAGGAAAUGUGGGAGAGUACUGACAAGAGCUUGCAGGAUGCUUUUCAGGAUUUGAAUGCUCUCAUGAGCAAGGCAAAGGAGAUGGUGAUGCUAGCUGAGAAGAUGAGAUUAAAGCUGCUUUCAGGCUCAAAUAAUCAAACUAGUGGGGCGAAUGAUGAUGAGAUGGGUACUAAGGAAGAAAUGCAAGAUUGGUUGUUGAGUGUUGGUAUUGUAUCCCCUGUUACAAAGGAGUCUGCCGGUGCUUUGUAUCAUCAACAGCUAUCUCGUCAGUUGGCAGAUUUUGUGAAGAUACCUUUAGAGAGAGCUGGAGGAAUGAUUAACCUGAUAGAUAUUUAUUGCCUUUUCAAUCGAGCCCGAGGCACAGAAUUGAUCUCACCUGAUGAUUUACUCCAAGCAUGUUCUCUCUGGGAAAAGUUUGAUGUCUCUGUUAUGCUUCGGAAAUUUGAUAGUGGUGUCAUGGUGAUCCAGAGUAAAACCCAUAGCGAUGAAGAGGUAUUUGCUAGAAUUAAGUCUUUGAUGAUGAAACCGGAGGCCUUACAAAAUGGAAUCAGUGCCAGUGAUGCAGCAAUGACUCUGGGGGUUGCUCCAGCUAUGGCUAAGGAAUAUCUCCUUGCAGCUGAAGGAAAAGGAUUGCUUUGUAGAGAUGUCAGUCCUGAUGGCUUUCGCUUUUACAUCAAUUUGUUUCUAGAACUCAAUUCAGACGAUAUAUACUUUGUGAAGGAUCACAGUAGAUAUAGCACAUGGAUAGGGGCUGUCUCAACCAGGUGAACAUUCAUUGUAAGCAAGAGAGUCCUCUUACUGGCAAAGCACGUGCUUGAGGCCAUGGUAUAUGACAAAGGAACUUAUGGUAUUGUGCUGGUGGUGCUAUUUAGUUCAUGAUAAAUGUAAAUGGAAGUAUACGAGACGAUGUGAACACAGAAGGGGAAGUUUCAUUCCAUUGCGUCUACGUGGGAGCAGAAGGGGCAAUCUCAGGGUGCAAUGACAAGUACUUUGGGAGGGUGGAUACGCAACCCCCAACAUGCGCCCGCAUUUAUCUAUGUUGCAACUGGUAAUUUCUCCUGUCGAACAUUAACAAAAAGCAAAAAAUAGAGCUGUCUUUUAUGCCAAGAAAAAAUGUUUGGAGCUUUCACAUGGAUUAUGUAAGAUUUUGCAACCUGAUGUUUGCAAGUGGUCUGCUUCUGUGCGAACUCCAAUUUUGUUAUGGUUUUUGUUAUAUUCCAAUGAUUGUUUUUCCA